AUUGAACGACACGUAUAUUUAUUAAAUAAAGUUUUAAAUAAUUUAUUUUCAAUUUUUUAAACACAAUUGCCCGCCAUUGGGUACGUAAUACCAGCACAUGUCGAUAGAGGGUACUUCCUAUCACAGUAACAAAAUAAUCCAUUCGUAAGUGUACCGUAAUAUUUAUUGUGAUGCUUUUUUAGUGAAACUGUAAAUCAUUGUAAGUGUUUAUAAUGUAUAAGUUGUGAAGUGUUUUUUAUUUGAACAAGUAUCUAAUGUUAUGUACAAUGAAGUUUGAUUUCUAGUUUAUGUGUUAAAUUAUUGUGAAUAUAGAGUAUCUGUAAUUGUAUUAUAAUGAAAUUUAUAUAUGUGUAACCAUAAUAUUUUGUUUACAUUAAGCUAACCUGCUUACUUCAGAAGAAAUAAAUUAUGGAUAUUCCAACUCCUUCGAAUAUAAAUCACGGGUUUUCACACGGUAAUGAUGGAUUUUUAAAUAUACCAAUUGAAUCAACAAGUUUGGAUCCGUUGUCUACAAAACGUAGAAGAAUCACCUUCUUUUCGGUUGUACCACCAGUUACCGAACACCUUGUGUAAUAUCCAGAAGUACUAGUAUGUAUAUUUUAUUACUAUUAAAAUUAUAGUUCUUCGCGCACAAUAAAACGCAGAAAAUUUGAUGAUGAGCUUGUUGAAACAACAUUCAAUUUACAACCACCUGCUACAAGUGCAAAAUCAGCCUCCAGAUCUAGGACCGUUUCAAUUUCCACUACUCCAAUGGAAUGUGUUCCACAACAAAAUGUACCAAGCCCCAUUCCAAUUUCUACAAAUGUAUCUCACGCGGAUAGAUGCAAUCGACGAACAAGUCGACCAGGGGGUUCAAAUGCUCCUGGCAGAAAAAACAAAAAGAAUAAAAAUCAUUCACAUUCAGUAAAUGCUACAAAAGAUCUGGGAAGAUGGAAACCUACAGAUGAUUUAGCAUUAAUCACCGGUGUACAGCAAACAAACGAUUUAAGAAUGGUUCAUAGAGGUACAAAAUUUUCAUGUCGGUUUACAUUACAAGAAAUACAGCAAAGAUGGUACGCUCUAUUAUAUGAUAGUGCAGUUUCAAGGGUGGCAGUGCAGGCUAUGCGUAAUUUACAUCCAGAAUUAAUUGCUAGCGUUCAAGCUAGAACUUUAUACAGUAAAGCAGAAGAAGAUCUUCUUGGUACUAUAAAAUCGACUUCUCAACCAACAUUAGAAAUCUUUCAAGAACUGCUUGAGUCAAAUGCACAUACGUUUUAUUCAGCUAGAACGGCUAAAGCUUUACUAGCUCACUGGCAAUUAAUGAAACAGUAUCAUCUUCUUCCUGAUCAAACAGCACAAAGUUUACCUCGCGGUGAACAUGUUCUGAAUUUUUCUGAUGCGGAAGAAAUGAUUAAUGAUACAGAAUUACUUGAACAGAAAGAUGAGUUAGUAGAUGCAGAACUCAUUGCAGCUGAUAGAAGAAACAAAAGAGAAAUAAGAGUAUUAGAAAAUGAAUUAAGCAGAUGGCAGGUUUUAGUUGACAGUGUAACAGGAGUAAAUCCUCCAGAUUUUGAUAACCAAACUUUAGCAAUACUUAGAGGAAGACUUGUUAGAUAUUUAAUGAGGUCUCGAGAGAUUACUGUAGGUCGUUCAACAAAAGACCAUAACGUAGAUGUAGAUCUGACAUUGGAAGGUCCAGCCUGGAAAGUUUCACGAAGACAAGGAACAAUUCGUUUAAGAAAUAAUGGAGAUUUCUUUCUUUCUUCAGAAGGAAAGCGACCAAUUUUUGUGGAUAGUAGGCCUAUUCUGGCCGGAAAUAAAAUGAAGCUUAAUAAUAACAGCGUAAUUGAGAUUGCAGGUCUCAGGUUUAUAUUUUUAAUAAAUCAAGAACUCAUUUCUGUCAUACGUCAGGAAGCCGUGAAACUGAAUCUGAAGCCGUGAAUAUCUUAUUUCAUACUUUAGUUAGUAUUCAUCAUUACUAUAAGUAAAUUACUAUCUCAUACGUAUUUAAUAUAAUAAAUAAAGACUUUGUAUAAAACAGUACAUAAUUAUUUAAUUAAGAAAACAAUAAAUUUGCUUAAUUUUGUACAUCCAAUCCUUUUAUUUUUAUAGUAAAUUUUUGUUCAUAUAAAUAAUUAAUUACUGAUUUGACUACAACUUCGGUAGAAAUUAGUUUUUAUAGAAAUAUUUAAUAUCUUUGUUUGUUAGUCAUUAUUCUUGUUGAAAGGGACGAAAGCAAUUCUCAGAUUUGAGGAUAAACAACAUAUUUGAUUUAAUACAUUAGUGACCAAAGUAAGAAAUACUGUUCAAGUUCAAAGUGGCAUAAGUUUAUUAAAAAAAGAUGUACAGCAAAUAGUCUAGACUCAUAUUAAAACGCUAAACCUCUAUUUUUGGAACUCAUAUGCAUCAUUUUCCAUAAUGUUUUUUUUCAUUCUGUAAUGGGUGUGAAAAUAAACAUAGUUUUUCGUUUAAUGUACAUUUAUUAUAUUUAUAUCUAUUAUAUCAUAUACAAAUUGCUCGAUUCAAUACUGUCAUUCAUAAUAGUCUAUAUGACUAUAAUUUCCAGCAUCAGGUAUUUAUUACGUAUAAUCGCGCAUAACGCAAGGGAAGCAUUACAUUCUAAGGUUUAUAAUAAGAUUGAACAAUACAGAAAAAUCUAGUAUUAUCUUGUAAAUUUCAGAACAUAUCUUCUGAAUAUCUUAUGUUAUAAACUUUCUAUAUAAAAAAUGUUAACUCAAAUGUGAUGAGAGGUUCUUAUUAUCUUAUCGAUUUGAAAUUUUGUGUUCAAACUAUCUUCCCGCCGUAUGCUACAGUUUUUGAGCUGACGACGCCAGGAAAGAUGGAAAAAUGAAAACUGUAUUUACUUAUAAGAAAGCGUGCGAAAUAAAGGAAUGAAAAAACAAAAUCAUUUUCAGUUAUUGCAGUCAUAUAUGAUCGUGUAUUUAUUCAACAAUC
Messenger RNA from Nomia melanderi (Alkali bee), 2934 nucleotides. It is a transcript of the gene Rcd5, whose product is annotated as microspherule protein Rcd5. Gene Ontology annotation, molecular function: protein binding; G-quadruplex RNA binding. Lineage: Eukaryota; Metazoa; Arthropoda; Insecta; Hymenoptera; Halictidae. The record is from RefSeq and is a predicted model, not a curated record. Gene Ontology annotation, cellular component: NSL complex; MLL1 complex; Ino80 complex. Gene Ontology annotation, biological process: positive regulation of transcription by RNA polymerase II.